This is a messenger RNA of Staurois parvus, 354 nucleotides long. NCBI's taxonomy places the organism in Eukaryota, Metazoa, Chordata, Amphibia, Anura, Ranidae. The record is from the annotation of a GenBank genome assembly.
UGAUCGCCGGUGCGCUGUGUCCCUCGGACACAGCGGAUCACGGAAAGAGCCGAAGAUGUCGGCUCAGUCAUGUGAUCAGCUGUGUCCAAUCACAGCUGAUCACAUGGCACUGAUGAUCAGUGUGGCCCCAGAAGUGCCACCUGUCAGUGCUCAUCAGUGCCAUGUGCCAGUGCCCAUCAGUGCUACGUGCCAGUGCCCAUCAGUGCUAUAUCAAUGCCACAUAUCAGUGCAUACCAGUGCACAUCAAUGCCACAUAUCAGUGCCCAUCUGAGGUGCCUUUCAAUGUCACCCAUCAGUGCCAGUCAGUGUCGCCUAUCAGUGCGCAUCAGUGCCAGUCAGUGCCGCCUAUCGGUG